Molecule: messenger RNA, 336 nt
Organism: Acaulospora morrowiae
Lineage: Eukaryota; Fungi; Glomeromycota; Glomeromycetes; Diversisporales; Acaulosporaceae
Source: the annotation of a GenBank genome assembly
AUGACACCUGAUUGCAUUUAUUCUCAUGAGGACGGAGAGGAUGAGAUGUGCGAGAAUUAUGACAAAGGAUUUUGCAUUAAAGGACCUCAUUGCAAGAAGAAACAUCUACGAAAAGUGGCUUGUCCUUCAUAUAUUUCCGGUGAAUGUCUGAGAGGUGCCGAAUGUCCCGACUUCCAUCCGACGGUUAAUUACCCGAAGGAGCAGAAAGAAGCAUAUGAAAGAUACUGGCAACAACGUGCCUCCUCAAAAUUUCGUUCCCAUCGGCAUAAAAAACCGGCAUUUAUUUGCUAUCGGUGCGGAUUGGUUGGUCAUAAGGCAGCUCACUGUCGCACGUGA